AUGCAGUCUUGCAGCGGUUUUCUCAGACAAGCUGGUACUGGCCACAGCAUGGCAAGACCCUCUCCCAGGGGAUUAGUGUGGGUACAAGCUGUGGGGGUGUCUGAUGGACUGGCAGCAUCCCUACGGAAUGUUUUCUGUGGCAAGGGCUUCAGCUGGCACUCCCACCUGGUGACCCACAGGCGCAUGCACACAGUCAAGAAGUCCUACGCCUGCACCGGCUGUGGCAAGCUUGGCGGCAGCUGGCACCUUUUCCGGCACCAGAUCAUGCCCCCGGGCGAGAAGCCCUCCACCUGCCCCUCUUGCUGGAAGAGCUUCAGCCAGCACAACACCCUGAUCCAGCACGAGGGCAUCCACACGGGCCAGAAGUCCUAUGUGUGCCAUCGCUGUGCCAAGUGCUUCACCCUCCACUUGGACCUGGUCACCCACCAGGGCACCCCCACAGGCGCCAAGCCCCCUAAGUGCCCCAUCUGCAGCCGGUGCUUCAUGCAGAGCUCGGCCCUGGUCACCCACCGGUGCGCCCACACUGGGGUCAAGCCCUACAUGUGCCCCGAGUGCGGCAAGUGCUUCAGCCAGCACUCCAACCUCGUCACCCACAAUUGCACGUACACGGGCCACAAGCCCUACCACUACCUCGACUGUGGCAAGAGCUUCAGCCACAGCUCACACCUCACCGCCCACCAGCGCAUCCACCACUGCGUCCAGCCCUCCUCCUGCCCACUCGGUGGCAGGAGCUUCGGCCAGUGCUCCAACCUGCACCGGCAUGAGAAGAUCCACACCAUGGGGCUCAAGGCCCUGGCCAUGCUGAUGCUGGGGGUGGUGGGGACUGUGGCGGCACCCCUGCCUGCUCCCACUUAG
Messenger RNA from Lynx canadensis (Canada lynx), 855 nucleotides. RefSeq names its product zinc finger protein 205-like. Lineage: Eukaryota; Metazoa; Chordata; Mammalia; Carnivora; Felidae. Gene Ontology annotation, biological process: regulation of transcription by RNA polymerase II. Gene Ontology annotation, molecular function: RNA polymerase II cis-regulatory region sequence-specific DNA binding; DNA-binding transcription factor activity. The record is from RefSeq and is a predicted model, not a curated record.